CUCUCAUCUCACAUCUUAUGAUUAUUUUUGUUUCUAUAUAUACCAUUUAUUUGUCUUCAGAAUCACACUACACCAAUUGGCUGGCCAAAUGAAAAAAUAGUAUCUUCAGUUGAGCUUUCAAUUUUCAUCUUAUUCAUAAGCAGCCAAGUUUUGAAGGACAGACAAUGAACAUAGAAGUGGGAAAUCACGGUGGUAAUUCAACCAAAAUUCCAACAAAUGUGGAAUCAGAGCAAGGUUGGAAAAAGGUAUUAUUAGAAAAAAUAUGGAGUUGGUUGAAACACAAAGACAAGGAUGAAUGGUUAAAGGAUAUGAGAGGAAACUUGAGUUUAGUAGCAACAGUCAUCGCAACAAUGACAUUUCAAAUGGCUUUAAAUCCACCCGGUGGCGUUAGGCCAGCUAAAGACGACGGAGAUAACAACGCAGAUGAUAUAGCAUGUUCAAAUCAAUCUAACGUUACUUUGGCCGUAUGUCCAGGUGAAGCUGUCUUAGCCGUUAUAUUUUCAGAUCAAUAUAAGGAUUUCCUUAGAUGGAACACAAUAUGUUUCAUUGCAUCGCUAAGUGUUUUACAUGUGCUUGUGAGUGGAAUAAGUUUGAAUCAUAGGUUUCCUAUGUGGAUUUUAUCAAUAGGGAUGUGUUUCACUGUCACAAGUCUUGCUAUUACUUACAUAAACGCAGUAUCGAUGGUUACACCAGAUCCUGUUUGGAAAUCAGCUAAGGAUUUUCAAAAGAAGUUAGUUUGGGUUUGGAUUGGAUUGAUGUCUUUCUUGGCUUUUCUCCACACACUACGUCUCAUUAUUUGGGUUUUUUACAUCAGAAAAUGUAAAGUAUUGGCAACCACUCCAAACAUUGCAAGGAAGAAUGUUUCACCAGCUUGAUUUGAUCUUACAGUCUUUAAUUAUUUCUAAUAAGCAAAUGUUAGUGGUUAUAGUAUUUGUAGUAGAGGAUCAAACCAUGUAUGAUCUCCUACUCGUCUCAACACAAACCACUUCAUUUCGAAUGUAUUUGUGUGUCGUCUUUUAAUUUUGCGAGUAUCUGUGUGUAAGGUUGUCUUUUAUAAGUGAAAUAAGUAUGUUGAAAUUUUAA
Molecule: messenger RNA, 1083 nt
Organism: Trifolium pratense (red clover)
Lineage: Eukaryota; Viridiplantae; Streptophyta; Magnoliopsida; Fabales; Fabaceae
Exons: 2
Coding region: 165-875 (236 amino acids)
Source: RefSeq, a predicted model, not a curated record